Messenger RNA from Pantherophis guttatus, 4101 nucleotides. NCBI's taxonomy places the organism in Eukaryota, Metazoa, Chordata, Lepidosauria, Squamata, Colubridae. The record is from RefSeq and is a predicted model, not a curated record.
AUGGCACCCCCAACAUUCGCUCCUUUCAACCCAGCCUCAGAAACCUGGAACUCAUACGAGGCUAGAUUUGAGUGCUUCCUGGAAGCGAACGACUAUACUGGGCUGUCCAGCAGCCGGAAAAGGGCGCACUUUUUAAAUGCCUGCGGCCCCGAAAUGUUUGCUGUUGCGCUAGCCCUGCUUGCCCCAGUUCCUGUCCAGACAGUGUCGUGGGAAGUCCUGAGGGACAAACUCAAGAGCCACUACGAACCCACGCCAUCGCGGAUAGCUCGAAGGUUCGCUUUCAGACAGAUCCUUCAAGCUGAGGGGGAAUCCAUCAACCACUACAUGGCCUCCCUCAGGACUGCUGCCUUGAACUGCGAAUUUGCCCAGCUAGAGGACUCCCUCCUGGAGCAGUUCGUGUGUGGCGUAAAAGACUUAAGAAUACAACGCCACUUGUUAGAGAAGAAAGAAAUUACCCUUGCAACUGCCAUAGAGGAGGCUCAGGCAUGCGAACUAUCUAGCAGAUCUACAUUAGAAAUUCGUAAAUCGCAAUCCGCCGCUCCUGCCACCAAGCCCAACACCGUCCAUUCGGAAGAGGCAGGCUCUGAGGUGAUCGAGGAGGAGGAGGAUGAGGUUAGCCGCCUCAAAACCUCCAAGGGUAAAAGAAUUACCUCAGACAAGGACUUCGCAGGGUCUCCCUGUCAAGGCUGCGGUGAAAUGCAUCCCAGAGCAACUUGUCGUUUUAGAACCACCAUCUGCCGCAGAUGUGGAAAAAAGGGGCACCUGGCAAGAGUCUGCCGGGCUAAUCUGCAAGGCACACAGCCGAACGCCUCCAGACGACUGUUUCAAAAAACACCCAAGCCAAGCGGUGACUGUUUUGCCGUUUCCAAGAGUAACAACGCUCCUGCAGUGUCUGCCCGCCAAACCAGAGUUAGUUCCAACAAGAAAAUCUACAUGACAAUUACCAUAGAAGGAAACCCCUGCCAAAUGGAGGUCGACACGGGGUCUUCCAAGUCCCUAAUCUCUUGGCACACUCUAAAGCAAGUGGCACCAAAUAUUCAAAAACGCGCCCUUCAACCAUGCCAAGUACGCCUCCGGGACUAUCAGGGGAAUGACAUUCCUGUCAUGGGUGGCGCCAAGCUCCUAGUGGAGCACAAGACCUUCACUGGCAAGCUUCCUUUGAUCAUCGUACGAGACCCGCUGCCCAGCCUGCUAGGGCUCGAUUGGUUUGGCGCCUUGGGACUUGGCAUAACUGGCAUCCAUUCAGUACGCCCUGAUAACUUUGAGGAUCUCAUGGCUGAAUUCGCAGACGUUUUCAACGACAACUUAGGUAAAUAUAAGGGAUCUCCCAUCUCCCUCAAUUUAGACCCAAAAGUAGCCCCCGUUAGAUUAAAGCCCAGGAGGGUGCCAUUUGCACUCAAACCUCUGGUGGAUAAAGAGCUAGAUAAACUUAUUGCACAGGGCAUUCUUGAACCCACCGACCACGCCCCCUGGGAGACCCCCAUAGUCCUACCCAUCAAGCCUGAUGGGUCUAUCCGCAUCUGCGCGGACUAUAAAAAUACAGUAAAUAAGGCCCUCCAAGCCCACCCUUAUCCUGUACCCGUAGUGCAACACUUGUUGCACUCAUUGGGCAAAGGCUCCAUUUUUGCCAAACUGGACAUGGCGCAAGCCUAUCAGCAACUCCCCGUUGAUUCUGCCACAGCUGCAGCCCAGACCAUAGUUACACACCGGGGGGCAUUCAAAUGCCACCGCCUCCAGUUUGGCAUUAGUGUGGCUCCAGGCAUAUUCCAGAGCCUUAUGGAGCGACUCCUGCAAGGGCUGCCAGGAGUCGUUCCAUAUUUUGAUGACAUCAUCAUCUCUGCCUCCAGCCAGUCAGAACUUAAAGUCAAGCUGAGGACAGUCCUGUGCCGUUUCCAAACGGCUGGCCUUAAACUCAAGAAGGCUAAAUGUAGACUCGGGGUGCCCCAAGUUGAAUUCUUAGGAUAUUUGAUUGAUGCCUCUGGCAUACAUCCCACCCCUUCAAAGAUAGCUGCCAUUAAGCGGGCCCCCACCCCUGGCAACAAAACCGACCUACAAGCCUUCCUCGGGCUUUUGAAUUUUUACAGCACCUUUUUGCCACACAAGGCCACUGUUGCCGAACCCCUGCACCGCCUGUUAGAUAAGAAAUCCCCCUGGCGCUGGGGCCCCCGGGAGGCAUCCUCCUUUGAGGCUGUCAAAUCCCUCCUGUCAUCUGAUGCCGUUUUGGUACAAUACUCUGAAAGCCUUCCCUUAGUUCUUGCUGCCGACGCCUCCCCCUUCGGGAUCGGGGCCGUUUUAAGCCACGCCCUCCCUAAUGGCACUGAGGCCCCCAUUGCCUUUUAUUCCAGGACGCUCUCCUCCACGGAGCGCAAUUAUGGCCAGAUUGACAAGGAGGCGCUGGCUGCUGUGGCAGCCGUCAAGCGUUUCCAUGAUUACCUUUAUGGCCGGCCCUUCACCUUAGUCACAGAUCACAAACCCCUCUUAGGCAUCCUGGCUGGCAACAUCGCGACGCCCCAGGUCCUCUCCCCUCGCAUGUCACGCUGGGUUGAAUUCCUAGCCGCUUACUCGUAUUCUCUCGUCUAUUGCCUGGGCAAACUUCUGACACAUGCAGAUGCCCUCAGCCGCUGCCCCUUGCCCAUCUCUAUCUAUGAUCCCUCUCCGACUUCUCAGGUCCUCCUCAUUGAGUCCCUGCACCUGCCACUCUCUGCUUCCGAUAUUGCGACCCACUCUGCUAAAGACCCCAUCCUCCGCAGAGUUUUAGACUGGGUGCGCAGGGGAUGGCCUCCGGGAAGUGUAGGUCCUGAGUUCAAGCCAUACCACGUCAGACAGCAUGAGUUGUCUGUACAGCGAGGGUGUUUGCUGUGGGGAAAUAGAGUAGUAGUACCCGCCAAACUCCAGCAGCGAGUUUUGGAAUCUCUGCAUGAGGGACACCCGGGAAUAGCUAGGAUGAAAUCUCUAGGGCGCAGUUACGUCUGGUGGCCAAAUUUUGAUCAAGCGGCCACUCUGUGGGUCGCAGGGUGCCAGCCUUGCCAACUGUCCCGACCAUCAGCCCCCGCCACUCCAGUCAAAGAGUGGGAGAUGCCAAAGUCGCCUUGGUCACGAAUCCAUGUGGACUUUGCCAGACCCUUCCAUGGGCAAACCUUCCUAGUGGUGGUCGAUGCCUACUCAAAGUGGGUGGAGAUAGUCGCCAUGGCAUCAACCACCUCGGCCGCCCUAAUCAGGGCCUUGCAAAGACUUUUUGCCACCCACGGGUUGCCCGAUGUCAUCGUUUCGGACAAUGGCCCGCAACUAGCAUCUGCUGCCUUCCAGGUCUUCCUAGCAGGACAUGGGAUACACCACGCCAGGGUGGCACCAUUUUGCCCUGCCAGCAAUGGUUUGGCAGAAAGGGCCGUGAGGUCAGCCAAAGAGACCCUCUCCCGAUUCACCCACGGGGACUGGCAGGAGAAAGUGGCCCUAUACCUGUUGGCACAGCACGUAACUCCAUGCCCUUCUACCAACAGGAGCCCCGCAGAACUUCUAAUGGGCCGACGUCUCCGCACCGACCUCGACCGCUUGCACCCUGCCUACUCUCCAGAGAAGCCCCCUGACUCAACCAGUCGCCACCGUAGCUUCAGUGUUGGCGAUUCUGUGUAUGCCCAAAACUUUGGGGGCGAACCCAAAUGGCUACCAGGAACCAUUGAGCAAAACACCGGCCCGUACUCCUACCAAAUCCGGCUACCCGAUGGCAGGCUCUGGCACCGUCAUCUGAAUCAAAUCAGAGCCCGUUUAACAUCCCAUACAGAUAUCUCAGCCGGCCGGGAUGAGCCCGCAACAGUUCCAACCCCUAACUAUACACCAACUGUCCCUAGCUCAAACGCGGCCCCAGAGCCCAACUUACUGGAAGAACCUGGCCAGCAAUCCGACGACGAGGCCGACUCGGGUGUUCCAGACGAGUCGCCGGGAGUUCCGCUGGUGACACAAGCACCGCCUACUACUCAGGCAGCCACCCCUGAACUGCGUAGAUCUAGUCGAACGCGCAGGCGCCCUGCGUAUCUGGCCGAUUACGCCUGCUCCAUCCAGAGGGGAAGGGGUGUUAAGUCCUCGACUUACGACGGGCGUCCCUGA